This is a messenger RNA of Aricia agestis (brown argus), 2834 nucleotides long. RefSeq names its product protein rolling stone-like. The transcript has 5 exons. Gene Ontology annotation, cellular component: membrane. The coding region runs from base 260 to 1066 and encodes 268 amino acids. NCBI's taxonomy places the organism in Eukaryota, Metazoa, Arthropoda, Insecta, Lepidoptera, Lycaenidae. The record is from RefSeq and is a predicted model, not a curated record.
UAUGCGCGUGCGCAUGUUCAGUCGGUCGCGCGCUAAAUCGUGCGCACGACGCGAGCGCGCACCGCUAUUAAGUACCUAGGCAACGCUCGCUGACAGUUCGAUGUGUUUUAUUAAUUUUAAAAUAAAUUAAAUAAAAUACAUGUGGGAAAGUUGAGUUUGUGAAUUUACUAGCUCGUAAAUUGACGUUAUUCCUGGUACAAAACCCAAGCAGAUGCAAUAAUCAGACACAUUUCAAAUUUCACACAUUCACGCAAUCAAGAUGAAGAAACUAAGCAGUUGGAAAGAGGAUGCGCCGGAAAGCUUCUAUGUGUGCUGCACGGCGCAGCUUCGGGAAACAAAUGAAACCAGCGACAUGUUCACCAACUCCUGGGCUAAGUGCCUCAGUCCCCUGGUCUGGAGGGUCCCGAUCUUCAUCUGGUCGAUAAUCAUCAUCACCCUGUCGGUGACAUUCUUCUGGGGCCCCCGAGAGAAGUUCCUCCUGUAUAUGACGCAUUGGGGCCUGGUGCUGAUAUUUUUGGAGUCGCUCUUCGGGAUCGUAGUGUGUGUGAAAAGCCAGACGCAAUCGAAGGAUGGUGGUCUGGCAUGGCACGUGCGCUUGUACUGGGUGCUGUACAACAUCGCGGUACCCGUCGCCUUCCUCAUCACACUCUUCUACUGGGCGGUACUGAGGCUGCCGGGGAAGAAGAUGAACUUCGCGCCAAACCCCAUCCUGGACGUGAUGCUGCACGGCGUGAACUCGGGGCUGAUGCUGCUGGAGCUGGUGCUGUCAAAGGCACCGAGCCGCCUGCUGCACGUCAUGCAGCCGCUCUACUUCGCCGGCAUCUACCUGCUCUUCUCCGUCACUUACUAUUUAUGCGGAGGGCUGGAUCCGUGGGGCAACGAAUUCAUAUACCCGGUCAUUGACUGGUCGAAGCCGGUGGCCGCGUUGGUGGUGGUGACCCUCACUGCGCUGUUCCUGGGUCUGAUGCACAUCCUCACCGUGCUGGUGGCAGCCCUGAGAGAUUACCUCCUCAAGAAGUACCUCGGUGACAAACUCGGCAAAUACAACGACGGAUUCGACGCGUAGACUAAGUUGACCUACCAAAAUAGACUGUGAUGUGAAAUAGUUGUAAUUAAUUUAAUCGUACUAUCGGGAGUCUAAUUUGUGGGGUAGGAGACAAAUGCUUUUAUCAUCUGUGCCAAAAUCUCAAAAUGUCAGUUUGUUAAUAGUUCAUACCUUUUUUAUAUACUUACCUACUAUAAUAUAUUGUAACUUUACUUCGAAUAUAAAUUAGAUUCUCUGAUAGUACAAAAGGUAGUUUAGUUCACGUUGUAAAUAAUAAAAGUUUAUUUCCUUAACCAAAACAAUAGUUACCAUAAUGAAGAGUUAAUUUGGUAAAAACCUUGCGGUAAACUCAUGCAGUGGCAUUGCUUGAAGUGCACAGUGCGUUAUUUAAAUGCCCAUAUACAACGUUAAUAUACAAGGCGAUUCUAAUUAAAAGAAUAAACAAUUAAGAUGACAUGUCAAUGCUUCGAGAUGUCAUCAGAUACUAUGUGGAAGGUCUCGAAUUAUUAUGUUUUGUAAUUCUUUUUAGUGCUUCAAAUAUUGCAAUUUUAAGACUAAAUUUUCUAAUUAAUCUUCGAUACACACUAUUGGUCACACUCAGAGACAUUUCACAAUUAACUAUAAUUUAAUGAUGUCUUUUGACAUUUCUUAAACUUAAAUUUAAUGAAGAGUUUAUAACAAAAUGGAGUCUGCUAACAAAUUGCUGUUAAAAUUUUUCAUUAAAAUUAAGUUAUGUAAUCGCUUAAUUAAUGUCUUUGAGUGUGGCCAUAUUUUGUGUGUUCUAGCUGUGUUGGGCUUUAGUUGGAGUUAGAGUCUGACAUCCUGACUAAAGUUUAAAGGCCUGAUUAUGAAGUAGUACAGAAAAUUGUUGUGACCUGACCCUAAGACAACAUGAAAACAAUCGUCUAUAAUCCAGUAUCCACUGGCUAUGAUCACACUGCAUAAUUAUUAUCAACUUGUACUAUCAAUAUUAAAAUACCAUACUAUAAAAAAAUCGAUUGCUCUGUUCAACUAUGGUCUUUUGUCACGCCAUAGUUAAGCUAAUUAUGUCAGUAAUGUGACUGUGUAUUGUGCGCUCAAUACGUUCGGAAUUGCUUUACCUUUGAUAGCACCUUCAUUAUUAGUAAAUAAUUACGAAGACGUAAGAGCUAUUAGCGGAGAAACUCCGAGGAUUUAAUAGCUCUGGGACAGAAGAUGUAAAGUAAAAGCACGAGAGAUUGGAGGUUUUGUAGUAUGCUAUACAGUAUUGAUGAAUGUCCUAUAAUAUUAUGUUAUUUGGUCAAGUCAAUGUUCUCAGGUGAUCUGUCUACAAAAACUGACCAUAUGAGACGAAACCGCCAUCUAUGCCUAUCAAUUUCACUGAUAGAACUUACCUUUUUAAGCGCCUCCAAAAAAUGAAGAGGUUUUUGUUUUGUUAGGAUCAUGGGUAAUAUUAUAAGUCUCCUCGUUAUGUGCCUUUACAACUUACUUUAGGAACAACCUGAUAUAAAAUUAAAAGCCUAUACAAGUUUCAUGGGACUUCCAAAAAAAAUAGGAGGUUCUACGCUUGGAUUUUUUUGGACGUCCAACGAUCACUCCGUCGUUUGUGGACAUAUUAUUAAAAAAAAAAUUGUUAUAUUUAAAUUUUAAAAUAAUAAAGGAAAUUUUCAAUUCGAUCGUUAUAAUAUAAUCUGUAAGACUUUUACUAAUAUUCUGUAACCUAUUUUUUAAGAAAAAUUUUAUGGGCUAUGCAGCAUAGUUGGUGUAUGGCUAAUAUUAAAUCUAAGGAUGUAUCAUAAUAGAGGCAUGG